AUGGGUACAAUGAGAAGCACUCCAACUCGCUGCUAUGGAAACCAUACUAAACCACUAUCGCUGCCACUUGAUGUCAUUAUGAAAGAGAGCCAAGCAGCUAUUAAUGCUCUAGCAUACCAACAGAUCAACUCAAAAUUAGUGUGGGACUGCCUGCAACCCCUUUUAACCCUAGCCAGUCAUAAUAAUAGAAAAGUCUUUGCAUCCGUGGAAGAAAUACGUCAACACCGAAAGUGCCCUGUCUUACAGAAAAGAGACGAUUUUCCAAACACGCCGUUUAAAGAAGCAACUAUUGGCGAGGCUGAUGAAGAGGCCCAAGAUAGUCCGAUUCUGCAAGAGUUGCAAAGAAAGGAGUUGUUGAGCUACAAAUUUGAUUUGGCUACAAGUACUCCUAUGCCGAGAAUACAGGAACCAGUAAUAUUUGAUAAAAAUAGGAUAUCUGAUAUUCAAUUUGAUACAGAAAAAAGUGUACCAGUAGUUAACAAAAGUAUCAUUAGAAAAACGGAUUCACGAGUCGAUUCCAUAAAGGACGAGGAUCAUUCUUCAAAAAGACGCGUGACUUUUGUGGAAACACCUGGAAAUAUCAAAAAUAUGGAUUCAGGAGUUCGAGAAGAUAAAAGAGACAAUACACCUGAUUAUUCAAAAGAAAAAACAUCUUGUUCGCCAGUAACCCCAGCAACUGGAAUUGGAUCCGACCAGUUUUAUAGUGCCAAAUCAGAGUUGGAAGACUUUAUUCCAACAAGAGCAACUGGAUUUUCGAGGCAUAGACCACCAGCUGGAGGAUGUACACCACUGGGUGUUUCAUUUUUAUCUAAGGUCAUUCCUGCUAAGGGAAAUAUUACCGCGUCAAGUGAUUACCACGUCUCCAAUAAAUUAGAAGAAAACCAUGGUGUUUCUACAACCCCUAAAAAUGAAGAUAUCAACACCAAUGAAGUUGACAUGGAUAUCACUUGUGAACACUUGCCGACUUCGCCUAUUGUUUAUCUGGAGAAUAUAGAACCAAGAGGGGACGCUUGCAAAAUUACUACAGAAGCAUCCAUAGUUCGAAACUCUAAUGAAAAACCAACCGAAAUCGACCGAUUCGAUACUGCCAACUCAGAGUUCAAUAAGGUUUCUUCUACCCCUGGAUUUAUCAGACGAAGAGCACCGCCAUUAUCUGAAAGAUUUGCACCUGUAGAGGUGCCUCAAAUUCAAUCCAAAACAAAUGCCCAAGCAAAUAAAAAUGCUUUGAGCGACGCACCAAAUCUAUCAAUACAAAAAACAUUUAGUGCUGCUACUUCAAAAGACGGAAGUCUGAAUACAAGUGGCCCAAUUGAAGUAUCCAUGGAAUUGGAAUGUAGUUGGGAAAACCGGAAAUUUGAAUCGAUAGAAAAAUGUUUACCACUGAGCUCAAUAAAUUCAUCAAAAUCACCUUCAUUUUCACCACGAACCAGAAUUAGCGAGCAAUCGGAAGAAGGCCCCCAUUACUUUGAGUUAAAAGGCAGAGUUACGCAAUAA
Ceutorhynchus assimilis (cabbage seed weevil) is the source of this 1494-nucleotide messenger RNA. The record is from the annotation of a GenBank genome assembly. NCBI's taxonomy places the organism in Eukaryota, Metazoa, Arthropoda, Insecta, Coleoptera, Curculionidae.